AGGAAAAAACACCUAUGAGCUAGGUAUGACGAUUGCGGCUUCCAAGGUAAGUUUGCAGCUCUCACGGAGGCGUCUCACAAAAUGUAAAACUCAGCAAAUUUCUCUUUCUCUCUUUGUCCGCAUCACAAUCUUCUCAUUUCACUCUCACUCUACAGCAAUAGUCCCUAAAAGAGGAAACUGAGAAUCAUUCGCCAUCAAUUUCCCUUCUGACCUUUUUCGCCAUCACAUCCCUAACAUCAUGAUUCCUGCAAGAUCAUUAGCACGCUCGGGCUUGCCCAGAGCUACUGCUCGCACAUGCCGAGCCACGAAGCCUCAGACUCGUUUCCAGUCUAGCACAACGUCGUCCUCAGCCAACACCUCGGCCGGCAGUUCUCACAUUGGAGCUGGUGUGGCCGGUGGUCUCGCUGCCGCCACUGUCCUCUAUGGUGUCUACUACGUCAGCCCGGCAGGAAAGAUGUCGCGAGGUGUCAACAAGACAGUCAAGGAGGCAAACAACAAAUACCAGGCAGCUGCUCAGCAGCUCCAGCAGAACACUCCCAGUGCUGACGAGGCUAUCGAGUACGUCAAGAACUUCUGCUACUCAUACGUGGCAUGGAUCCCUGGAGGUCGCCACUACGUCGACUUGGCCUUCAAGGAUAUUGAGACUGUUCGCAAGAACAACCGCGAAGAAGCCGACAAGCUCGUAAACGACGCCUACAAGCAGUUCCAAGACUUGUCCAAGUCUGGUCUUAGCAUGGAGACUGCUUCCAAGGCUGCCGAAGUACUAGCUGAUCUUUCCAAGAAGCUUGGCAACCUCGCCGGGAACGCUUUCGAGGAUAUCAUUGAGAAUCACCCUGAGUUGAAGGAGAAGUUUGGCGGCAGCGUUGACCAGCUCAAGAAGCUGGGUGACCAAUAUGGACCCGAGGCUAAGAAGCAAGUCGAUGAGACAUGGAACCAGGUCCGUGACGUUCUCAGCGGCGGUUUGACUGCGGCAAACAUCAACAAGGUCCGACAACUAGUUCAAGAGAAGGUGGAGCAGGUUCAGAAGUUUGGUGAUGAGGCUUGGAAGAAGGGAUUAGAGCAGGCCAAGCCUUACCUCGACAAGAACCCCAAGGUGAAGGAGCUCAUUGAGAACAACGCCGAUGCACUGAAGUCAGGCAACGCCAAGGAACUUUUUGACAAGGUGAAGACUGCUGUUGAGAAGGGUGACAUUGGCGAUCUCGAGGGAUAUGUCAACAAGGCUGUUGACCAGGCCAAGGAGAAGGGCUCGCAAGUUGGCAAGGCUUAUGGCUUGGACCAAUACCUUGAUCAGAUCCCCAAUGGUAGUGAAAUUCUUUCCAAGUUGAAGCAGUUGAAGGAUGUUGCCGACAAGCACUCCGAGGAGGGUAAGAAGCUUUUCGAAGAGACCCUCACCGAAGUGAAGAAGGUUCUCGAAAAGAAGUCGGAGAAGGCACAAGAAAUUGCGGAGAAGGCCAAGAAGGAGUCGAAAUAAGUUAAGAGCGGUUGUGCGGAUAGGCUUGAGCCAGCGCACAUGCGCCUGCUGCAUUUUGUAUCAUAGUACCGCGAAGUUAUGACCAUCAUCGCGACGAUAAUUGACGAUACCCAUGACCACAUAAAUUGCCCGAGCUUCCGAAAGUGU
This is a messenger RNA of Truncatella angustata, 1618 nucleotides long. RefSeq lists its product as uncharacterized. The transcript has a single exon. Lineage: Eukaryota; Fungi; Ascomycota; Sordariomycetes; Amphisphaeriales; Sporocadaceae. The record is from RefSeq and is a predicted model, not a curated record. Bases 239 to 1471 code for a protein of 410 amino acids.